AUGGGUGUUGGAAUGGCUUUAUGCCUGUCAAAGGAAGUUGUCGAUAAUGCGAUUGCUGCAAGUCCUUACGAAACCAACAGUGACGAUGACGAAGUUGCCGUCACCGUCCAUGCCACCAAUAAUUACGUUGUGACUGCAUCACUUGACGGCACAUGGUGCUUUUAUGAACUGUCUUCAGGCACUUGUCUGACUCAGGUUUCAGACUCUUCUCAAGGCUGCACAUCUACAGCCUUUCAUCCUGAUGGUCUUAUUCUUGGAACAGGCACUACAGAUUCUCUUGUUAAGAUCUGGGAUGUAAAAGGCCAGGCAAAUGUUGCCAAGUUUGAUGGACAUGUGGGGAAUGUAACUGCAAUAUCAUUUUCUGAGAAUGGAUACUACCUUACAGUUGCAGGCUCUGAUGUAAGGAUAUACCAAGUUGCAAAUGUGAAAUCUGAAUGGAGCUUGAUCAAAACUUUUCCUGAUUUAUCUGGAACAGGGACAUCCACAUGUGUAAAAUUUGGUCCAGAUUCGAAAUACCUGGCAGUUGCAUCAAUGGACCAGAAUCUUAGAAUAUUUGGCCAACCUGAUGAAGGUGUUCCCGCAGAAUCAUAAAACACAUCAGUUGCAUAGUGUUGGCU
Messenger RNA from Lathyrus oleraceus (garden pea), 617 nucleotides. Its product is annotated as pre-mRNA-processing factor 19 homolog 2. Gene Ontology annotation, cellular component: Prp19 complex; cytoplasm; U2-type catalytic step 1 spliceosome. Gene Ontology annotation, biological process: DNA repair; mRNA splicing, via spliceosome. The record is from RefSeq and is a predicted model, not a curated record. The transcript is spliced from 2 exons. Bases 1 to 591 code for a protein of 196 amino acids. Lineage: Eukaryota; Viridiplantae; Streptophyta; Magnoliopsida; Fabales; Fabaceae. Gene Ontology annotation, molecular function: protein binding; ubiquitin protein ligase activity.